CCCUUGUCCCCCACCGCGCGCGCUCCUCCCGCCCCGGAGCCUCGCCCUCCGCCACGAUGAGCAAAUGAGCGCGAGCGAGGGCAUGAAAUUUAAAUUCCACUCAGGGGAGAAAGUCCUGUGCUUCGAGCCUGACCCCACCAAGGCGCGAGUGCUGUACGAUGCCAAGAUUGUGGAUGUUAUUGUUGGGAAAGACGAAAAAGGCAGAAAGAUUCCAGAAUAUCUAAUCCAUUUUAAUGGUUGGAACAGAAGCUGGGAUAGGUGGGCAGCUGAAGAUCAUGUCCUGCGAGAUACUGACGAAAAUCGGAGAUUACAGCGGAAACUGGCAAGAAAAGCUGUAGCUCGCCUAAGCACAGGAAGAAAAAAGAAGCGCUGCCGAUUGCCUGGUGUCGAUUCUGUCUUAAAAAGCCUCCCCGUUGAGGAAAAAGAUAAAAGUGAUGAAAACUCUGUAAGCACUUCCUCUGGUGACAGCAGUGAAGAAAAGGAUGGAGCAAUAAGUGAAGAAAGUGACAUUGAAGAAAAGACUGAAGUGAAGGGACAACUGGAGCCGCGCCGGAAAAGGGCGAUGGACGAAAGAGCAAUCACUAUAGACAUCCCCGACGUUCUGAAGAAGAAGUUGGAGGACGAUUGCUACUACAUCAACAGGAGGAAACGGUUAGUGAAACUUCCGUGCCAGACCAACAUCAUCACGAUCUUGGAAUCGUAUGUGAAGCAUUUCGCGAUCAAUGCAGCCUUUUCUGCCACUGAGCGGCCCCGGCAUCAUCACGCUAUGGCCCAAGCCAGCAUGAAUGUGAAUUACAUCCCAGCAGAAAAGAACGUUGACCUUUGCAAGGAGAUGGUGGACGGAUUGAGAAUAACCUUUGAUUAUACUCUCCCGUUGCUUUUGCUGUACCCAUACGAACAAGUUCAGUAUAAAAAGGUGACUUCGUCCAAAUUUUUUCUUCCCAUUAAGGAAAGUGCCACCAGCACCAGUAGGAGCCAGGAGGAGCUCUCUCCGAGCCCGCCUCUGUUGAAUCCGUCCACCCCGCAGUCCACGGAGAGCCAGACCGGGGAGCCCGCCACCCCCAAGCGGCGCAAGGCGGAGCCCGAGGCCCUGCAGUCCCUGCGGCGCUCCACGCGCCACUCGGCCAACAGCGACCGGCUGUCCGAGAGCAGCGCGUCGCCGCAGCCCAAGCGCCGGCAGCAGGACACGUCGGCCAGCAUGCCCAAGCUGUUCCUGCACCUGGAGAAGAAAACACCUGUGCAUAGCAGAUCCUCCUCACCUGUUCCCGUGACCCCCAGCAAGGAAGGCAGCGCGGUGUUCGCCAGCUUCGAGGGCAGAAGGACUAAUGAGAUCAAUGAGGUCCUCUCCUGGAAACUUGUACCCGAGAGUUACCCUCCGGGCGACCAGCCACCUCCGCCCUCUUACAUUUAUGGGGCACAACACUUGCUGCGAUUGUUUGUGAAACUUCCAGAAAUCCUUGGAAAGAUGGCCUUUUCUGAGAAGAACCUGAAGGCUUUACUGAAGCACUUUGAUCUCUUUCUGAGGUUUUUAGCAGAGUACCAUGACGACUUCUUCCCAGAGUCUGCCUAUGUCGCCGCCUGUGAGGCGCACUACAGCACUAAGAACCCCAGGGCCAUGUACUAGCAGCCAUGGCUCUGCAAGAAUAGCUUCUCUGCAGCGCUCUGUGCUCUUGCUCCCCAGGGGAGAGCUGGGGAGCCGGUGGGAGAGGCUAUGCCCACCCUAGGGGGGCACUACCAAGGCGGGCCCAGUUCUUUGAGUUAUUACAUCCUGUAGUUAUUUCUCUUAAGUAGUACUUUUUUGAUGCCUGAACAGCCUGCAACAUCUGACCCCAGCCACUGCACGCGCCACCUGGGGCGGCCGAAGAGCGCAGCCGUGUCCCUAGUGAGAUGUUAGGAGAAAUGCGCGCAGGUCAGGCUGUUUCAGUAGGAAUUGGCAUUAUUAGCAAUAACCCCAGUUUUUAGUUCUUCGUUAGCACUAAGCAAAAUGGUUUUUGCAAACUUCUUCUUAGAUGAUAACUGAGCAACUCAAAUAAAUUUUCGUUUUGCUCGGAAACUGCCAAGUAGUCCCCGAAGAUUUUAGAAGGAAUUGCUAUUGAAGGCCAAAGAAAGGGGGCAGCUAGACAUUUGCUUGCAGUUCCUUUUCUGUAGAACCUUAUUUUGGGUGAUCUAAAGAAAGCCUUGCCUGACUUGUUUGAGAUUUUACAGCUCUACUUCGUUGUGUAAUGUGACGCUUCCCGUUCUGUGAGAUGUUAUUUUUGAGGUCCUAAAUAAAGCCGAGCCCGUCUUGUUGGAAGGAGCCAGGA
Messenger RNA from Myotis daubentonii (Daubenton's bat), 2303 nucleotides. It is a transcript of the gene MSL3, whose product is annotated as MSL complex subunit 3. The record is from RefSeq and is a predicted model, not a curated record. Gene Ontology annotation, cellular component: MSL complex; nucleus; NuA4 histone acetyltransferase complex. Lineage: Eukaryota; Metazoa; Chordata; Mammalia; Chiroptera; Vespertilionidae. Gene Ontology annotation, biological process: chromatin organization; regulation of DNA-templated transcription.